Molecule: messenger RNA, 846 nt
Organism: Mercenaria mercenaria
Lineage: Eukaryota; Metazoa; Mollusca; Bivalvia; Venerida; Veneridae
Product: short-chain collagen C4-like
Exons: 3
Coding region: 63-773 (236 amino acids)
Source: RefSeq, a predicted model, not a curated record
UUAUCAUUUUAUCAGUUACUUUCUUGUAUCGGAUCACUCAUUUUAGCUCAUAUGGAAUAAAAAUGACCAGUUUUCUUGUUUUCAUAGCCGUCUUACAAUUAGUGAGUUCCAAAGAGGCAACAUCAAAGCGAUUACUUUUGCAUUCGGAAGAUGACAUUUCACAACGACUUAUCAAAUUAGAGACUGAGCUGGAAACACUGAAGAAUUCUUCAAAACAUACAGGAAAUGGAUCUACGUACGUGAGAUGGGGAAGAAAUACUUGUCCUGGAGAUAAUGAGCUGGUAUAUCAUGGAUAUACGGCUGGUAAACACUGGAAUACUCCAGGAAGCGGCACUGACAAUUUGUGCCUUCCUCAUGAUCCAACAUGGGGAAAUUAUGUCGAUGGUAAUUACAACCGAUGGCGCUCACAUAUCUUCGGGGCUGAAAUUGACAUUGUUGAGCCAAAUCACAUCUUUCCUUAUGCAGUCAACGAAGAAGAUAUGCCCUGCGCCGUGUGCAAAUCUCCACGCUCUAUAUCCCUCAUGAUUCCAGCAAGAAAAGAAUGCUAUCCUGGUUGGACAAUGGAGUACUGGGGCUAUCUUAUGGCCGGACAUGACAACAGGGCAGGUGCUUACGAUCAUAUGUGUAUGGAUACCAGACCAGAGUUUGUUCCGCAUGGAGGGACAAACGAUGACCAGCAUAUCUUAUACCUUGUGGAAGCUCAGUGUGGCUCUCUGCCUUGUCCACCGUAUGUUCAAGGACGAGAACUUGCAUGUGUAGUUUGCUCUAAAUAAUGUACACAUUUCUGUGUCUUGUAUGGUUUGAAAAAUGUAAAUGUUAAAAAUACAUUUGAAUUUCUUUCGCUUU